CCUCUCCCUCUCACUCCCUCUUUCUUCCGUUCCCCGCAAUUUUCGCCGUAGAGAGAGGAAGGUUUACUAUAGAGAGGGAGAUGGAGAGGUCCCUGGUCCUGUUUGGUCUCGUGAUUUUGAUCGCAACCGGAGAUCAGGUGCUUGCUGUGAAGCCAAUACCGUCAAUUCGAGACGAUGCCAUGCUUCUUCAGGAAUCCAUGGUAAAAUUCAUAAACUCAAACCCAAAAGCAGGGUGGAAGGCUGCUUUACAUCCCCGCUUCUCGAACUACACUAUUGGUCAAUUCAAACACAUCUUGGGAGUGAAAGAAACACCCAAGGGUGCAUUACUUUCUGUUCCUGUUAGAACUCACGUAAAAAACGCAAAUUUGCCGAAGCAAUUUGAUGCACGAACUGCCUGGCCGCAUUGUAGCUCAAUCACUCGAAUUCUUGAUCAGGGUCAUUGUGGUUCAUGUUGGGCAUUCGGUGCAGUAGAGUGUCUCACAGACCGCUUCUGCGUUCAGCUCGGUGUGAACACCUCACUUUCAGUCAACGAUCUUGUUUCCUGCUGCGGGUCUAUGUGUGGAGAUGGCUGUGAGGGAGGCUGGCCAAUCAAUGCAUGGCAAUACUUUGUCCAAAAUGGUGUUGUCACGGAAGAGUGUGAUCCAUACUUUGAUGCUGCUGGAUGCCAUCACCCUGGCUGUACUCCCAUAUGGCCAACUCCACAAUGUGUGCAGAAGUGCAGAGCGGAGAAUCAGGUCUGGAGUAGUCUGAAGCACUUUGGUGUGAGUGCUUACAGAAUCCAAUCAGACCCAAAGAGCAUUAUGACAGAGAUCUACAGAAAUGGCCCGGUGGAGGCUGCAAUGGUCGUUUAUGAGGACUUCGCUUACUAUAAAUCUGGUGUUUACAAACACAUCUCUGGUCAAUCCGUCGGCCAACAUGCAGUGAAGUUAAUCGGAUGGGGAACUACAGAACAAGGGGAAGACUAUUGGCUUGUUGCAAACUCAUGGAAUUCAGAAUGGGGAGAUAAUGGUUUCUUCAAAAUCAAGAGGGGAACAAACGAGUGUGGGUUUGAGGAGAAUGUGGUUGCAGGAACGCCGUCAACUAAGAACCUAAGUGGAAGCUUGUUUGGAGGACAUUGAUGAUGUAGUGUCACAGUUUGGUGUCUGGAGUUUUAGUGUUCUUUAUUAGAAGAGAACAAGCAGUGUAUUUCUUACAGUUACAGGUGAAAGACCAAAUAAAGAUGCCGCUAUCUCCGUCUCAUAGAUAAAUAUAUACACG
Messenger RNA from Nymphaea colorata (pocket water lily), 1257 nucleotides. RefSeq names its product cathepsin B-like protease 3. The transcript is spliced from 11 exons. Gene Ontology annotation, molecular function: cysteine-type endopeptidase activity. Gene Ontology annotation, biological process: regulation of catalytic activity. Lineage: Eukaryota; Viridiplantae; Streptophyta; Magnoliopsida; Nymphaeales; Nymphaeaceae. The record is from RefSeq and is a predicted model, not a curated record. The coding region runs from base 81 to 1118 and encodes 345 amino acids. Gene Ontology annotation, cellular component: lysosome.